AUGGCCGCUGAGAGUGAGGGCGAGGAAGCGACUUCUGAGGAGCCUGAAGUGCUGGGCUUGCAGCAUCGUCUCCUUAGUGAGGUUGGUUCGGAUUUUUGCAUUGGUGUCAUCAGGGCUCAGCGAGAGGGCCAGGAAGUGAGUUCUCAGCUGAUAGGGAUAGCCGAAUUGGACGGAUCAUUGUUGGUCGCAGUGCCCCACUCGGCUUGGAACCGAGUGGUUGCCAGGCGCCACCUUCCUGCCAAGUCUCUGACUCGAGCUACCCUUGUCGAGGUCGGUGCGGCUUCGGACGACGACCGCGCCGUGCCGCAUCCAGUAUGGAAGGUAAAAGUUUGGGUCGGUCUUUUGAACCCAGCUUUGAACGAUUCGGUUCAGAUCGGCUCGGAGGACGCCGGCGCCGAGAUGAUCUUCGUGGUUGCUGGCUCAGGGGCUUCGGCGGCGGGGCCGGUCCCAGCGGUGCCGUUGGCAAGCGCUCUGUUGGCGGUGGCGGGCGAGCACUUCGCCUUUGUCUCGGCUCAGGGGGAGCCUGCGGCGAGUGUGGCAGGAUCGACUGUCCCCGAGAGGCUGGACAAGGUGGAAUCUGUGCUGGGCGAGCUGCGCCAGGGGCUGGAUUCUCUGCUUCAGCGGCUCCCUCAUGGAGGAGCUCCGCCAGCCGAGGCCGAGGGCGAUCGGACCCGAGGCCGCCCGUCGGCUAUGAAGCCGAAAGUGAGCGAGGCUCCUCAUGCUCCUCAGCUACCGGCAAGAGGAAGUGCGGUGGCGGUCGGACCAGCUCUUCCAGGGCUGGACCCGGCGGUUGUAGAAGCGGCGAGGGCCGCUGGGGUGCCGGAGGCUCAAUUGCGGAGGAUGUCAAAGCUGACUCAGGAUGCGAGGAACUUGGCUCCGGAGCCCCGGGGCCGGGGCAACGACCCACUCGACGACGAGCCUUCCGAGGAGGAGGAUCCCGGCGGCGGCGCGGGGUCGAGCGACCCUGUGAAGCAGGCGGUGGUGAAGAUGAGCAGGAUUCUGGAUGUCCUUCAUCGAGACAGGAAGGCUGCGAACCUCGAGGACCUCCUCGACAAGGCGGAGGGCGGCGACGGAGGCCAAGGGAGCUCAGGCUCUCGAUCGAAGGCCGCUGCAUACAAUCGACUUCGGACCAUGUUGGUCAAAAAUCCGCAGGAGAUUUCGAAAUCGAUAGAGGAGCUCAUCGCCGAGGACUUCCUUCUGAGUCAGGGAGGGCCGGGCCAGGAGGCGGCUCGCUGUACCGUCCGGGGAUGGAUCGAACAUCGUUCACUUCUUCAGAGUUUUCCGGGUCCCAUCAGAAAUGCGUGGUUGCUCGGCGGAAUAGUCGACGCCAUAAACAGUGGCGAGGUCGAAAGAGCGAAGAGCAUGGCGCUCCUUGGGGUGGCAGCGUUGGAUCAAGCCGCCAUCGAUGGCAGCUGGGUCAUCGCCAGCGAGAUCGGCCUCGAGAGGGCGCCGCCUUUCGGCUCCUUUUCGCGCCCCCGCGUCCUCGACACAUACGAGUCGAAGCAGACAAAGAUUUUAGACUCCCGAUGGAUGAGCGUAUUAAUGGCCCGCCUCAAAGAGAGAGACUCUUUCCACACAGCGAACAAGAACCUUGGGCAGCAGAGUGGUGUGCAGCCCAGCGGUGCUGGCGGCGGAGCUCCGAACACUCCUCCUUCCGGAGGCGGGGGUGCAGAGGACAAAGGUCCCCGUCAAAGAGAAGGCAAAGGCAAGGGCAAAGACAAGAAGGGGGACAAGGAGAAGAGGGUGCGCUUUGCCGACUGUGUUCUGGCGCCGACGCCGGAGCCUGCCGACCUUGCCGUUCCCCGACAGCGGAGUUGCCGCGGCGCCCUCUUCGGGCUGGCGGUGGAGCCGCCUCUGCAUCCUCAGCUUCCACACGUGCUGCGGGGGACGUCCCUGGGUCUCGUGCUUCUCGGGCUCCUCGACGACAGCGAGCACGGACUUGGCCGAUGCCUUUGCCCUACCCGGAGCUCCACUUGCCUGGGGCCCGAGUUGGGUAUGUGGUUGGGUGCUGAAGUUAGCCCCGCCCAGCAUGCAGCCAUCGACGCUCUCUUUGAGAGCGUAGCCCUUUGGAAUGCCGAGCCUGAGGUGGGCCCAGCAGAGAUGGGUAGGUCGGCUUCUAAAGUGGAAGGCACUGAGGACCUCCUCCGUGCGCUCAGGAUGCAGCUGUCUUCUUCGCCUCCAGGUCGCGGCAAGGUCUGCGGCAAGUUGAGUUUUCAGGUUCCCUGCUACGCGCGAGCGGUGGACCCGUCUCGGCUUCGCUUCGUGGGGAUUCCUACUUUCGACCCGAUGCCUUUCCUGGAUGCUGAGACUCGUGCUUUGUACGCUCGCCCCCUGGAUUAUGUUUCGCCUUUGCCUGAAGGGAUUACUGCUCCCCGAGUGGCAGUUCGCACAAAGCCGGGCAAGACUGUUGCUUUCCUGAAGGCGUUGGACGACACAAAGCGCCUCGCUUUGGUCCCGCGCCAGGAGCUCCUGUCGGAGCAACGGAACGGCGUUUUCGCCGUGAUCAAAGACGGUCAGAGGGACAGGUUAGUCCUGGACGCUCGACCGCCCAACUUGGUCGAAGGCGGCCGUGACCGGUGGGUGGGGACGCUGGGGAGCCUUGACCAGAUCCAGCAUCUUCAUCUUCCUCCUGGCUACAUACUGAACAUCUUCACUGAGGACCUCAGAGAGUUCUAUCAUGCUUUUGUGAUCGGGGGCCAACGACUUCAUCGUAAUGCCUUAGCCCUCUGCCUCCCAGGGGAAAGCCUCGCAUCGAUGUCAGUGUGCAGCCGUGCCAUGCAUGGGUUGCAGCUUGUGCCGUGCCUGGCCACGAUGGCUAUGGGUGACACGCAUGCUGUGAAUUUCGGCCAGGCCAGUCAUCUGUCCCUGCUUCUUCGCACUGGCAAGUUGACCAUCAACGAUUUCCUCAUGCUGAAGGGGAGGCCGCGCAGGAGCCCCGAGCUUUCCGCCGGCCUCUUGAUCGAUGACUUCAUUCUGCUGGAGCCGACUCCUGUGGACCGGCCCUCUUCAUCGGAGCCCUCCCGAGGGGAGCAGAUCAUUCAGGCUGUUCGUGAGGCCUAUGUUGAAGCUGAGCUCCCUCGCCAUGAAGGUAAAGCUGAGUACAAGGUCACUCGCGCUAAAUUUUGGGGCGGCGACCUUGACGGGGAGAAAGGGCUGUUGCGGCCGAACCCGCACCGAACCAUCCCUUUAGCUCAUCUCUUGCUUGGGGCUGUGGAACUUGGUUUCAGUACUGUCGGCCUCCUUGAGACGUUCUCCGGAGGGCUUGUAUCUGCUUUUCAGGUGAGACGCCGUCUGCUCAGUGUGCUCGAUGCAGUUUACAAGGAGCAGCGCGGGCGCGAGCCGCGGGACAUCGUCCGGGUUCGCGGUGCGCUCUGCUCGGAAUUUCUUGUGGCUAGUGCGCUGCUGUGCCUCGCUGAUGCUGAUCUUCGAGCGCCGGGAGCGCCUGUGUUAAUCUUGUCUGACGCCUCGAACCAUAAAGAGGCAGCAGUCGCGGCCAGCAUUCCUGAGGGGCUGUCGCUUGAGUUGACACGUCAUGGUCUGCAAAAGGGGUUGUGGAGCCGCUUGCUCUCUCCUUACUCUGCUUACUUGCGCGGAAAGGGCGAGCCCGAACCCGAGCUCAGUGAGCUUCCGGAAGAGGAAUACAAGAGCCACCCUCUGUGGGAGCACAUGUGUUCUUUUCUCCCCUUUAGGCUUUGGGGUUCGGUCGUUAAGGUUUGUAAGCAGAGACACAUAAACCUUGGCGAGUUGAGGGCUGCCCUUCGGGCUGAGGACCGUGCUGGCAGGAUUUGGCCGGGCAGGAGGUUCCUCCAGCUCAUCGAUUCACAGGUAGCUGCCGCGUGUCUUGUGAAGGGGCGGAGCAGCAGCAGCGCCCUUAAUUGGGAACUCAAAAGGUCUCUAGGCCCCCAUUUGACCUCGCGGGUUCGCCCCUCUUACGGCUUCAUCUGUUCUGCUGCGAAUGUCUCAGAUGACCCAACUAGAGACGUCCCAAUCAGAGCUCCGGUUGGACCAGAGCCCCCGUGGUGGAAGCCAGCCUGCGACGGCGACUUCGCUGAGCUCGACGCCUGGCUCAGCGAUCGGGGGAUGCACCUUGAUCAAAUGCGGGACAUACCUGAUGUGUGUGAGCUGCUGCCGGAUGCUCCACUUGACCUACCUUCCGAGGACCCGGGGAGACUGAUGCGCAGGAACAAAGGUUCAGAGGCUUACGCUCAAGCUCUUCUCGAACGCAAGGCGAUUGGGGCUGCUGACCUCCUACAGCUUUUUCUCCGGCUUCCUCGCGAGGUUAGCGCUAGAGCGGUGUUCAAGGAGCGCCGGGGCAUCACGUUUUCAGCUGGCAUGUUCAUUCAUGGUGGAGUGGCAGGCCUCAGGAAUACUUGCUCCGAGCAUCCGCACUCGAUCUCCGCUUUUUGCCGCUACAUCAAGCUGUGCCACCCUAGCAUAAGAUUUACGACUUUUAGUGUUUUGCAGAACUCCCCCGCGAUGCCGCACGUUGACGCCUCGAACAUGCUUGGCGAGCCUAACCUUGUGCUGCCGCUGUCGCGGUUUCGCGGCGGGGGAUUGUGGGUCGAGUGCGAAGGCGGGUCCAUGCUGAUAAAGCACAAAGGCCGGCAGAUCGGUGGGGAAGUUCUCCCUGUACACUCGCAGGCGGUCGUGUUCGACCCCCAUAAACUGCACUGCACGCGGCCCUGGCGGGGCCGAAGAGUUGUUCUUGUCGCUUUCUGUUUGCGAGGCACGGAGCGGCUCACUGACGAGCAGAAGGCCACCCUUGAAAAGCUUGGUUUUUCUUUGCCUGAUGGGAUACCUUCCGAAAGUCUGCCCGAAGCCCCCGCAAAUCGUCGCGACGAGUCUUUUCCUUUGCAUGCUGAGCAAGCUCUCGACGGUUGUCUUGGUGAGAGCAGGAAAUGCCUUGAGUCCAUUCGGGCAAAGUACGCCAUCGAUGACUUCGUACCAGUUGCUGCUCCUAGCGUGCUGGCUUCAACGCGGAAGCCUCUGGGUUCCCUUCGGGUUGAGCCCCCCCUCUUUCGUGCUGGCUCCCCCUCGGUUGAGCCUCCUUCUGCUGGCGCCCUGUUUCAGAAAGCCUCGCACUUCUCCGUGCCCCAGGGCUGCCCUUCCAUGAGUCAAAUCCCUUUGGACUGCAAGACCGUCGAUUUCCUCCUCAGCCUUCCUCCUGGCCGCUUUGUCUACUCCUCGUCGUUCCCGGACUUGGGAAGCGCUCUCAGGACGGGCCGGGGUUGGUUGGAUUUGUUUUCGGGGUCCAGGGGUGUAGCUAAAGCCUUAGCUCGUGCCGCGCCAUGUUGGAUCCUCUGCUACGACAUCGCUCACUCUGCGAGCGAGAACCUUCGGGAUCUCUCUGUGCAGAGAGAGAUUGUCUACCUGUUCGAGGCCGGGGCUUUUCUGGGUUUCUUCGCUUCUCCUGACUGUGGCAGCUUCUCGACGGCUGUUGUGCCUCCGGUGAGAUCGCGGGAGCAUCCUGAAGGAUCGCCCCAGCUGUCAGGAUGGAAGCGCGACAAGCUUCUGCAGGACAACGCGCAGCUGGAGUUUCUUGCUGACCUCGUCCGUAUCUGCAUCGACAACUCACUGCUUUACAUGUUGGAGAAUCCGCACAACAGCUGGAUCUGGAAGCAACCUUGUUGGAGCGGUUUGCGCUCCGAUGCGGGACCGUGGGAUUUCAGCUUUGAUAUGUGUGUGUUCGGGACUCCGUGGCGGAAAGCUACUCGGAUCCGCUCCAACGGACAGCUGCGGGGUAAAACUUUACGUUGCAGCGGGAAUCACAACCAUCGUGUGCUCCGGGGCAGGGAAUCUGUCUCAGGUGUCAGUUGGUGCAAGCUUGCUCAACCGUUUCCGAGGCGGCUCUCUGCACUGCUUGCAAACGCGAUGACGCAGGACGCUGCCCGCUGCUCUGAGAAUCGUCCUCUUGACAUCGUGCGGUGCGCCAAAUGCUGUGGUGCGAGGUUCGGCGAAGCGCGGAACCCGGGGCCUAGGCCUCGCCGCCCGCGGCCAGACUGUGUCCUUGCUCAGGUACCCUUGGUCGAGCCUGCCACCGCUGCUCUGCAGAAGAGCGUCUGGGAUUCUUUCGUGGUUUGGGUCUGGGAUGGUGCAGGCGAAGGCUCUUCUGAGACUUUGUCUGCCCAUCCUGAUCUCCUUGUCGAACUUCUCACUGCUUAUGGACAAGUGCUGUAUUCGGGGGGAAAGCCUCUACAACAUUACAGGCAGCUCCUCGCAGUGAGUCAAAGGCGAGUCCCAAAGUGCCGUGCUACAAUUCGCACUGCCUGGGAAAUGUUAUCACGUUGGGAGCGCUUGGAGCCUACUCAGCACCGACCUCCUCUUCCCGAGCCUCUGCUGGAAGCAAUGUGCAGCUUGGCGCUCGCUUGGUUCUGGCGAAGAUGGGCCGCUGUAGCCCUUUUGGGUUUCUACGGGUGUUGCAGGGUCGGGGAGGUUCUUAGGGCUAGGAGGUCUGAUCUCCUUUUGCCCUCAGACCUCCUUCGAUCUGAUGGUCGUAUUUUUCUGAAAAUCCGGGACCCAAAAUCCCGCGGCCGUGGACCGCGCGUCCAACACGCCACCGUCGUGCUGGGCCCGGAGUUCGUCGCUUUCUUUACGGAAGUGUUCGGUGAUCUCCCUCGCAACGCCCCUCUGUUUUAUGGCAGCCCAUAUGUUUUUCGGAAGCGCUGGGAUACUCUGCUUGGAGCUCUUGGCGUCGCCAGGUCCUUUAAGCUGACUCCGGGAUCUCUUCGAGGAGGUGGUGCGGUCGCCUUGUACCAGGCUGGAGUUACAGUUUCCGAACUUCAAUGGAAGAUGCGCUUGCAGCAUCAAACGACUCUUGGAUACUAUUUGCAGGAGGUUUCGGCGGUCUCGAUUUUUCCUGCCCUGCCGAAGCACGCACGUGAAGCAGUUACAGCUGCAAGGGCCGUGUUGGUGGAGUUUCUGCUGCCAGCUCGAAAUACGGGCUCGGCAGCUCUACCGACCAAAGCUCUUACGGAGGAAGAGCACGAAAACGAGGAGUUUCUGCUGCCAGCUCGAAAUACGGGCUCGGCAGCUCUACCGACCAAAGCUCUUACGGAGGAAGAGCACGAAAACGAGGUCUGA
Molecule: messenger RNA, 7080 nt
Organism: Symbiodinium sp. CCMP2592
Lineage: Eukaryota; Dinophyceae; Suessiales; Symbiodiniaceae
Source: the annotation of a GenBank genome assembly